Molecule: messenger RNA, 4492 nt
Organism: Closterium sp. NIES-67
Lineage: Eukaryota; Viridiplantae; Streptophyta; Zygnematophyceae; Desmidiales; Closteriaceae
Source: the annotation of a GenBank genome assembly
ACACAACGCCCGUUGUACUAGGAGAAGCCUUGACGUGCCGACUAACCAGGAGGGACUUUUUCAGCGCGAGUAAUAGUUUUAACGGCGUAGCGCCAGCAGCGGCGGUAGGGUCAGCUAAGAAAGCGCGUUUGUUCGCGUCUCAAGGCAGCUAGUAGCGGAGCGGCUAGAGCGAGGCGAAAAGGAGAUAGUACUCGGCUUGCCUCGAUGCGUCCUUAUAGCGCGGAUGAACGACGUAGCGAGACGAGAUGUUAUAACGAUCGCGCGGAGAGUCAGCAGAGCGUGGGAAGCCGCGAAUCUACGGGAAGAACUUUUGAGUUCAACGUUCUGCUAAAAAGUAAUCUCGGAAGCCAAUCUACGGCGGGAGUUAAAGACUCGUUCUUGCGGCCCCGUUCCCGCACGCCUCACGACGGUUUGAAUUCAAUCCGUGGAUCAGCAAGCGAAUCUACGGCUGAAAGUAAAGACUCGUUCUUGCGGCCCUGUUCUCGCACGCGCCGCCGGGUGACGUCGCGCGGUUCGAGGUUGUACCCGUUAGAGUCAGCCUCGAUCUAUCGAGUUCCCCGGUUCUUCUCCCUUCGCAGCCGCGUUAUUAUCAUCCAUCUCUUUCUUCUACCAGUGUUCUCAGGCACGGGUCCUCCAGGCUCGCAGAGCGUAGUACCCGAUACAAGCAACCCCUAUACAAGCUACCCUGAUGCAAGCAACCCCGAUACCAGCACGAACAGAUUACUCAACAACAAGGCGGCAAACCCGAUACAAGCUGAUUCGUCACGCGCUGUAGAGAGAACUAGCGCCAGACACGUUUCUUUCUACUGGCUAAGCCUUUCUCCAUCCCUCCUUGCGUCCGCAGCGCCCCUGCGUACCGGACCUAGAAGAAAGCUUUGGCCGCGGCAUCUGACGCCCAGGCUCGGACCGAACCAGACUGCCAGGUUCGGCGGCUCCCUAGUGUCAAGCUUCGAAUAUAAGGGGAAUGGAGGCAAUAGCAGCAGCGCGUCAGACAGUAACGGGGAUAGCAGCAGGAAUGGUAGCAGUAGGAGCACUGCUACCACCAACAAUAGCAUCAACAGCACCAGUAGCAGUAACAACAGCACUGCCAGUAGCAGCAGUGGCAGCGGUACUGGCAACAGCAGCAACAGCAGCACCAGCACCAGCAUCAGCACCAGCAACAGCAUCGCCGGCAGCCCUUCCGGUAGCAGCAGCAGCAGCAGCAGCAGCAGCAGUGGCAGUGCUAGCAGCGGCAACAGCAGCAGCAGCAACAGCAGCAGCGGCAACAGCAGCAGCGGCAACAGCAGCAGCGGCGGCAGCACAGGAUUCGGCGACUGCAGCACGACAUGCAUUGCCUUCUCAGUCGCCAUAACCCUCUGCAUUGUCAUGUGGCCCUGCGCUGUAGUUUGCAUAAUCUGCGCCAUCUGCAGUAUUGCCGCGGCUAGACGCCGCCGCCGCCGAGCCGCGUGGCGAGGCUCGGAGAACGGCAGGCUCGGGGGAUGGUUCGGGGGCGGUCGGACGCCGUCCAACCCUCUGCUCCGGUCGUUGCGGUUGCUUCGGCAGCAGGGGCAGGGGCAGGGGCAGGGGCAGGGGGAGGGGGAGGGGCAGGAGGAGGGGAGAGGAGGGGGAGAGGAGGAUGUGGAGACUCAGCAGCAGCAGGUGCUUCCGUGGCGGGAACGAUGGCAAGAAUUGGAGUUAGAGUUUUUGCAGGGAAGGCAACAGCAGGAGCAUUUACCGGGAAGGCAGCAGCAGGAGCGGGAGCAGCAGCAGUUGUGGCAGCAGCUGCUGCUACAGCCGCGCAUGAACAGUGUCGCCCGGGGGGCGGGCGGCAGCGGUUCACUAGCGGACGAUCGUAGCCGGCCGUUCGGGCUCCUAUCUCCCACGGCUGCUGCUGCUCUCUCUUCUUCGCUUGCUGCUGCUGCUGCUGCUGCUGCUGCUGCUGCUGGUGGGGGGAGAAGCAGGAGAGUUGGGAGUGGAGGAGGAGUAGGAGGAGGAGUAGGAGGAGGAGGAAUAAGUGGUGGGUCGUAUGUGUUGCCUGUGCAUGUGGUUUGGGGGGAAAGAAAGGGCGAAACUGGGGGAGAAGGGGAGGGAGGAGGGGUGAACCGAGACGGUCAGAUGGGGGAUGAUCAUGGUAAGGCAGGGAGUUUAGAGGUGGAGCAGGGAGCAGGAAAACUAGCAGAGGUGGGGGAAGCAGAGGAGGCAGAGGCAGCAGCAGAGGGGGCAGCAGAGGGGGCAGCAGAGGGGGCAGCAGAGGGGGCAGCAGAGGAGGAAGCAGCAGCAGCAGCAGCGGUGUUGACACCUGGCAUGCUGCGAUUGGCUGCUGCUGCUGAGGCGGCUGCAGCAGCAGCAGCAGAGGCGCAGGAGAGGGGAGAGGAGGAGUUUUUCUGCCCCAUCUGCCUGUGUGACUUUGAAAAGGGACAAUCCGUCUGCUUCCUCCCCUGCACGCACUCGUACCACUCGGAGUGCAUAGUGAAUUGGCUUUCCAAGCGCCCCGUGUGCCCCGUGUGCAAGGGGCCGGCCUUUGUGCUUGAUUCAGGGGAGGAAGAGAGAGGGGGGCAGGGCGCAGGGGAGCAGGGCGCAGGGGAGCAGGGCGCAGGGGAGCAGGGCAGAGGGGAUCAGGGCAGAGGGGAGCAAAGGACGCCUCAAAUGCAAGAAGAGCCGCAGGAGCAACUGGCGCAGCAGCAGCAGCAGCAGCAGCAACAGGAGGAAGUCGAAGAGGAGGGGGAACAGGAGCAGCUACCCCCAUGGCGGGAGCCUUGGCAGGAGGGGGGGCGGCAGGUGGGGGAUGCGGAAGAGGUGGUGGUGGUGGUGGAAGGGGAGGAAGAGUGGGUGAGCCAGCAGCAGCAGCAGCAGCAGAACCAACACCAACAGGAUCAGCAGCAGCAGGAAAGAGAGGACGUGCCUCUAGCUGGUGCAGGGUUAACUGAUGCAGGGCUAACUGAUGCAGGGGUAACUGGUGCAGUGGUAGCUGAUGCAGGGGUAAGGGAGAGUUAGGCGCCUCAAUACAUUCAUCACUUAAAGCCCAGUCCCCUGCCUCUCGUCCGCACGCCCCUUAGCGGAUCCAGUUCCGCUGCUUGCAUCUCCAACUGCAAGGGGAGAGUUAGGGGGGUUGAGGGGUUUUUCAAGGGGUCAGGUUAAAGGGUAGGCGUCUCAACACAUCCAUCACCCCUCUCCGUCCGCCCCCUGCCUCUUGUCCGCACGCCCCUCAGCGGAUCCAGCUCCGCUGCUUGCGUCUCCAACUGCUAGGUUCGGGAGGAGGACGGAGGGGAGGGGAGGGGGGGGAUGAUUGAGGGGGCAGCAGCAAGAGCAGCAGCAGGGUGAAUAAUCUCGGAAGUAGAAUGAGCAGCAUGAGGAGGAUCCGAGGAGGAGCAGCACAAGAAGUUGGAACAUGGGUGACUGGUGUAGGUUCAAGGGGUGAUGCUGCAGGGUGAUCAUAAUGAGGAAGGUUUGGGGGGGAAGCAGCAAGAGCAGCAGCAGGGUGAAUAAUCUCGGAAGUAGAACGAGUAGCUGGAGGAGGAUCCGAGGAGGAGCAGCAGCACAAGUAGCUGGAACAUGGGUAUAAAAGAAGCACUUGAUGUGUGUGGAUUGGAGAGAUUGGAAGAUCGUGAUAAUCUGAUAAAUCAGCCCAUGGUGUGAGUGAGUGGCGAUCAAAGAUGGUGGUGAUGCAUGUAUGGUGAGUUCAAUCUUGAACCCCCCAUGUGGCACUAGGUCAGGGGAGUUUGUCUAAGCCAUGCCCUGUUGAAGGAUUUUUGUUAUAACUUGGGAGAGUCCUGGAGUCUAUUACUUCAAUGUGCCCCAAACAGAGCAAGGGUAGAAUGGAAUUGAACGUGUGCUGUGUGCUGAACCAAAGAGGGGACUCAAAUGAAUGGGUGUGGCAGGAGCAAAGCGCGUACUUCCAGAUAUGGACGAAAAAGCCAAGACAAGUCUCAGGUGAUGAAUUGACUCUGUCGCAAGUGAGGCAUCAGAAUAGGGUUUAGGGUGAUGCGAGAGGAUAAUGACAAGGCAAGAGGCGAGCGGCUCUCGCUGGAGGAGAGGCGACGCGAUAGGAGAGGCUUUGCGGUAGGAGAGAGGGGACGCGAAGGAAUGUAGCGACUCGAUAAGAGAGAGGCCUCGCGGUAGGAUAGAGUGAGACGAGGCGAGGGGAGAGAUGUGAGCUGAGAGGAGAGAAGUAAGGCGUGAGGAGACAGACGACGCGGGAGGACAGAGGCAUCGCAAGAGGAGAUGGGCGGAUCGAAAUUCGAGAGGCGACGCCAGAGGAAAUAGCGACACGUGGUGAGAAGAGAGAGUUUCGGGCUCCAGGACCAGCACAAUGGCACAUCCCAGCAUAAACUCCCUCGGCUACGCUUUCUUUUGCGGAAUGCAACGACUGGGCCUUUGUGCUCAGAUUCCAUCCCAAAAGCGACUGCAAAAGACUAUCACCGGCACAUGCAUGAUCUAGGCAAUGCAGCAAAGUGUAUUUUGAGCCAUCGGCCAAACCCAAUGACUUUCACUAGGUUAGUUGAGAAACUGUCAG